CAGGACUCCCCCAAUCCAUCCCAGCCCCGACGGACGCUGGCGCCCAGAAUCAUCAAGACCGCAGUGCCUUGGUAUGGACUCGCUCUACACCAGAAUCCGAGAAGGCAGUGCUUGACUUGCGGGACAAGGCCAGGCAAAUGUAGUUCAAUUCACCCAUCUUGGCUCCUCCCAAGGAAGGUUUGCCCCGGUUAG
Bipolaris zeicola 26-R-13 is the source of this 192-nucleotide messenger RNA. RefSeq lists its product as uncharacterized. The annotation marks the transcript as partial. The record is from RefSeq and is a predicted model, not a curated record. The transcript has a single exon. NCBI's taxonomy places the organism in Eukaryota, Fungi, Ascomycota, Dothideomycetes, Pleosporales, Pleosporaceae.